GGCUCGGAAGAACACAAUGACUUGGAUCAAACAGCCCAAAUGGGAAGAAGGGUAUUUCUGCUGCAUCAAGGAAGCCGUUAAACUGCUGCUAAGCUAACUGUCUCUUUUUUAUGCGUCCAUGCACACGACUGACCUCUAUCACUGACCAGAGAUUAUUUCUGACAAUCCAGGAUAUUCCGAAAGCUUGGAGACAUAUGGCUGGAAAAUGAAACGACCCUGGAGUGUGGCCACAUCAUUAUUUUGUGUCGCGCGGUACCAGAUGGGCAGCCAGUGAACGGUGCAGGGAUGUGAAUGGACAGUUUUGUAAUGUGAAUUUUUCCCCCGUAAGACUAAAACAGACUUGAUUUCCCCCUCUUUUCUUUUGGUCUGUAGUACUUGCAUUUUCCCCCUCUGCAAUAUCAGUUAACUCAACUUUGCGGUGGGGUGGCUAAAAAUGAAGAGGAUGAAGCCAUCUCUAUAAUCUUAGGAAGUGUCGGAGGAGCCGCAGCGCCCGGGAAACUGCGGCUGCGACCCGCCGCGUCCUGCGCGGAUUUCAGGGUUGAUACAACGCAGACGGUUAUGGAGCGGACGUCAUGGAAGACGGCCCGCUGCCAGACCUCAGAGACAUCGAGCUGAAGCUGGGGCGCAAAGUACCCGAGAGCCUAGUGCGCUCGCUCCGUGGGGAGGAGCCGGUUCCCCUGGAAAGGGACAGGGACCCCUGCGGGGGGAGCGGCGGCGGCGGUGGCGGCGGCUGCAGUAGCAGCAGCAGCAGCUGCAGCUUCCCUCCCUCCUUGUCGUCCUCCUCUUCGUCCUCCCCAACCUCUGGCUCCCCGCGACGUAGCCACUCCAGCGCCCUGGAGAGGCUGGAAACCAAGCUUCACCUCCUCAGGCAAGAGAUGGUUACCCUCAGAGCCACAGACGUGAGGCUCAUGCGCCAGUUGCUCGUUAUCAACGAGAGCAUUGAGUCCAUCAAGUGGAUGAUUGAAGAGAAAGCCACCAUCACCAGCCGAGGCAGCAGUCUCAGUGGCAGCCUGUGCAGUUUAUUGGAGAGUCAGAGCACCUCCUUACGUGGCAGCUACAAUAGCCUACACGAUGGCAGUGAUGGGCUGGACGGCAUCUCCGUGGGGAGCUAUCUGGACACACUGGCAGAUGAUGUCCCGGGCCAUCAGACCCCCUCAGACUUGGACCGACUCAGUGACAGCUCCAUAAUAGAGGACUCACAGGCACUGCACAAGCGUCCCAAAUUGGAUUCUGAAUACUACUGCUUUGGCUAAUGACCCAGUUUUUUGCAUGGGACUGGUGUGCAAUUAACUUGUAUUUAUCCUUCUUCUCUGCUGCUAUAUUUUUGGUGUGAUUUUUUUUUUAUGACAACCUUUUUAAAAGAAGCUUAUUUUGAAACUGCUCAAUGGUAUUUCUGUUGCUUCUAAUAUUUCUCAUCUGGACUGAUUUAUCUUUCUUUCUUACAUCUCUGUUUUUAUUUAUUACAAUGAUUUUUCUCCCUUAUUUUACAGUGGCACAAAUAAAGUAGGGGGAAAAGACUAAGCAAUAAUAAUGUUUUUGCUUUUGUUUUCAGAGCAAGGGGUCAGGGAUUACAAGAAAAACUUUGCUAAAUUUUACAAUAAACCAAAGUCUGAUAACAA
Messenger RNA from Equus quagga, 1619 nucleotides. RefSeq names its product leucine rich adaptor protein 1 like (gene LURAP1L). Gene Ontology annotation, biological process: positive regulation of canonical NF-kappaB signal transduction. The transcript has 3 exons. The coding region runs from base 573 to 1253 and encodes 226 amino acids. Lineage: Eukaryota; Metazoa; Chordata; Mammalia; Perissodactyla; Equidae. The record is from RefSeq and is a predicted model, not a curated record.